Molecule: messenger RNA, 1725 nt
Organism: Pieris macdunnoughi
Lineage: Eukaryota; Metazoa; Arthropoda; Insecta; Lepidoptera; Pieridae
Source: the annotation of a GenBank genome assembly
AUGGAAUCACGUGAGAACUUGGACAAGACGGGUGGCACCCGACUUGAUCAAUUGGAAAUGAACCCUACAGGUCCCAAGAAGCAGUUAAAAGACUUGGACGACCUGUUCCCAUACAUCGGCGACUUUGGCUGGUACCAGCGAUUGCUGUUCCUUCUCAUGAUACCCUACUCCUUCUUCUUCGCCUUUGUAUAUUUUUCGCAAAUCUUCAUGACAGUAGUGCCUGAACAGCAUUGGUGUCAAGUGCCGGAGCUAGCAAAUCUUACCGCUGAAUUACGUCGCCACCUGGCAAUACCUCAGAAGGAAGGACAGUAUGAAAAGUGCAUAGUUUAUGACGUCGAUUGGAACAAUGUACUCACAAGUGGUGAUUUGGAGCCGAAGGUUACAUGGCCAACAAAGAAGUGUGAUGGCUGGGAGUUUAACUUUACUGAUGCACCGUAUGAGACCAUAGCCACGCAGCUCGGCUGGGUUUGCGAACGAGAUAACUACCCUGCAACAGCUCAAUCUAUCUUUUUCUGUGGAGCAAUUUUUGGAGGUCUGAUAUUCGGAUGGAUAGCAGAUAAAUAUGGCAGGGUGCCUGCUAUUCUCGGCACCAACAUGACAGGGUUCGUAGCUGGAGUAGCUACGGCAUUCACCAACAGCUUCUGGUCGUUUUGUUUGUGCCGAUUUCUAGUCGGGCUCGCGUACGACAAUUGUUUCAUGGUUAUGUACAUUGUUGUGGUAGAGUACGUAGGACCAAAAUGGCGAACAUUCGUUGCGAACAUGUCAAUAGCUGUAUAUUUUACAUUUGCGGCUUGUAUCUUACCUUGGAUCGCGCUGGCAGCUGCCGACUGGAAAAUUUACACCUUAAUAACCAGUAUACCAUUGGGACUAUCUAUAUUGACGCCAUUUAUUGUACCAGAGAGUGCAAGAUGGUUAAUUUCACAAGGCCGAAUCGAUGAAGCGCUGACUAUAAUUCAAAAAUGUGAGCGAAUUAACAAGAGGAAAAUACCAGAUGCAGUAAUUAAAGAAUUCAGGGACACAGCAAAGGAAAUAGCAAAGGCUGAAGAGGAAUUCAAGAACUACUCCUUCCUGGAUCUCUUUAAGAGCCCACGUCUUCGAAGACAGAGUAUCCUUCUGGUCGUGAUUUGGAUGUCCAUCACCAUGGUCUUUGAUGGUCACGUCAGGAAUGUCGGCUCUUUGGGCCUGGAUAUGUUUCUCACCUUCACCAUUGCGACUGCUACUGAAUUUCCUGCUGAUAUUCUGCUCAUUUUAACAUUGGAUGUUGUUGGUCGUCGUUGGCUGGCGUUCGGGUCCAUGGUACUCAGUGGAGUUUUCAGUUUUCUUGCAACUAUAGUACCGUUUGGUAUACCUUCAGCGUCAUUGGCUAUAGUGGGUCGUUUUGCAGUCAACAUUUCCUUUAACAUCGGCCUGCAAUAUGCCGCUGAGUUGUUGCCAACAGUAGUACGAGCGCAGGGACUGGCAUUGAUACAUAUAACUGGAUAUGUCGCUAAUAUAUUGGUGCCAUACAUCGUGUAUUUGGCUACAAUAGCAAUAGAAAUUCCACUGCUAAUUCUGGGAACAAUCGGUAUAUUCGGCGGUUGUCUCUGCCUCGCUCUGCCCGAGUCUAUGGGUAAAGCAAUGCCUCAAACUAUACAAGAUGGAGAAGAAUAUGGAAAAGAUCAAAAGUUUUGGGACUUUCCCUGCAUAAAGAGAAAAGUUCACGAUUCAACUCAAUCGAAGAUUUAA